Molecule: messenger RNA, 2477 nt
Organism: Trifolium pratense (red clover)
Lineage: Eukaryota; Viridiplantae; Streptophyta; Magnoliopsida; Fabales; Fabaceae
Product: histone deacetylase 5-like
Exons: 14
Coding region: 237-2186 (649 amino acids)
Biological process (GO): chromatin organization
Cellular component (GO): histone deacetylase complex
Molecular function (GO): histone deacetylase activity
Source: RefSeq, a predicted model, not a curated record
GAAAAGAUUUUUUUAGGGACUAGUAGUGUGACGUCCAACUAGAAAGCCAAAUCUCCAAACCCCAAUCGUAUAUGAUCCAGAAACCAGAGUCAUAAAAACAGUCCCCCCCAAAUUUCAGCACUCAAGGGAGGGAAAAACUCAUUCUGUACUUUACUACUCUACCGCUAAGCUAAAACCCUAUUUCCCUCUUCAAAAUUCAAAUUCAUCACUUCACGAUUCGCUUCUACUUUUCAUCGAUGUCGUCUAAGAAGGAUAAAAUCGCCUCUCAACAACGACGCGUCGGUUUACUCUACGACAACAGAAUGUGUAAGCAUUUCAAUCCAGACGAUAAUCGCCAUCCCGAAACUCCUAAUCGCAUUAAGGCUAUUUGGGAUAAACUUCAAACCACCGGCAUUACCGAUCGUUGUGUGAUUUUGGAUGCUGUUGAUGCUGAAGAUAAACAUAUAUUAGCUGUGCAUUCCAAAAAACAUGUGGAUCAAAUCAAGAAUAUUAGCAAUAAAAGUUUUAAUUACAGGCGCAACCUUGCAGCUAGACUUAAUUCAAUAUACUUCAACGAAGGCUCGACUAAAUCGGCUUAUCUUGCUGCUGGUUCAGCAAUAGAGGUUGCUAAGAGAGUGGCUAGCAAGGAAUUGAAUUCUGCUGCUGCUAUUAUUAGGCCUCCAGGUCAUCAUGCAGAGCCAGAUGAAGCUAUGGGAUUUUGUCUGUUCAACAAUGUUGCAAUUGCUGCAUCUUAUCUCUUAAAUGAAAAUCCAGAAUUUGGUGUAAAGAAAAUUUUAAUUGUGGACUGGGAUGUCCAUCAUGGAAAUGGUACUCAAAAAAUGUUCUGGACUGAUUCUCGAGUAUUAUUCUUCUCCGUUCACAGGCAUGAACAUGGGAGUUUUUAUCCAGCUGAUGAUAAUGGAUUUUAUAACAUGAUUGGAGAAGGAGCUGGUGCUGGAUACAAUAUAAAUGUGCCAUGGGAGAAUGGGAGAUGUGGUGAUGCAGACUACUUUGCAGUGUGGGACCACAUCUUACUCCCUGUUGCCAAAAAAUUUAAGCCAGACAUAAUUUUAGUUUCUGCUGGAUUUGAUGCAGCUGUUGGAGACCCUUUAGGUGGAUGCCGUGUCACACCAUUUGGUUUUUCCCUUAUGUUGAAAAAGUUGAUGGAUUUAGCUGAAGGUAGGGUUGUACUGGUUUUAGAAGGAGGGUAUAAUCUUGAUUCCAUUGCCAAAUCGAUGCAUGCUUGUUUGGAAGUUUUACUUGAAGACAAGCCUCUUGUGGGAUCUUCAGAGGCCUAUCCAUUUGAGUCUACAUGGCGUGUGAUCCAAGCGGUUCGCAAGGAGUUGAGUCCCUUUUGGCCUACACUUGCAUCUGAAUUGCCACAAGAAUUAAUUAGCCAAGUGGCAGAUCCUCCGCAUACUCUUGUCUCAAGUUCUGACUCUGAAGAUGGCGAAGCUCCACCCAGAUUAAAAACUAUUGCAGAGCUCCUUGAGGAGGUCAUGAAACCACUUUCCAACCUCAAUGUUUAUGCAGAUGAAGAGAAUGCUGCGUCUUGUUCGUGGCGAUCUGAAUUGUCAAAUGUUUACUUAUGGUAUGCUUCAUAUGGUUCAAACAUGUGGAGGCCAAGAUUUGAUUGCUACGUAGCAGGCGGGCAGGUGGAAGGUCUGCAGAAGCCGUGUUCUGGUUCAGUGAACAAAACUCUUCCGAAUGAGAUCCUUUGGAAGACUUUCCCUUGUCAUAUAUUUUUUGGUCGUGAUUCCUCACGUUCAUGGGGUCCUGGCGGUGUUGCGUUUCUUAAUCCUGAGAAAAACUCUCAGCACAAGACCCACAUGUGCAUGUACAAGAUUUCGCUAGAGCAGUUCAAUGAUAUUUUACUUCAGGAAAAUGGUUUAAGCCUUGAUGCGGGCUCUUCUUUAUUUGAUAUGACUACUCUGAAUGCCAUCUCUAACAAGGAGUUCAGUUCUCGGGAGGUUGUCAAGGAUGGUUGGUAUGGUCAUGUUGUCUACUUAGGAAAGGAGAACGACAUUCCUAUAAUUACUAUGACGUGUUCGCCUCUUGAUAUUGAGGGCUUCAAAUCUGGGAAGCUACCAUUGCGUGCGCCUAAUAAAUCGUACGCCAAUACCUUGAUAAAAGGGUUGGUAGAGGGAGAACAGUUCUCAGAGGCUGAAGCCAUUGUUUACAUAGAUGCUGCUGCUAAAUCACUUUGAUUUGCAUAUACUUUCUUCUUAAACAGUCCAGUGGUUCGUAUUUUGUGUAGAUAGCAAGAUCCUAUUGUAGUGCUUCAAGGCUCUACAUAUUUUGCGUAGUUUCGUAUAUACCGGUUGCUAUUAUUUGCUACAAUGUUGAUGCUUGCAUUUCAUAUACAUCAAUCUAUGUUUAAAUGGAUUGCAUGUAUGCAUAUUUUGUAAAUGUUGACAUUUGGUCCUGACUAGAAUAUUGAAUUUGAGAACAGGAUAAUUAUCUAAACUUAAGGGUAUGUUUGUUUCACGAUUUUAAAA